UCGUUCGCCGUCCUCUGCGCAAACAUGCACAUCGCGCCUCGCAAGCAAUGGGACUCCCGUGCAACACGCAUACUCUGUGUUGCAAUGAACUGGACAGGAACUGCGGUUAAACUCCCGGAGGUUUAACACAGAGCUCACCAUGCACAUAGCGGAGAUCGCGCUCUCGCUCCUGGUAGUCGUGAUCAUUGUUGUAUCGUUGCUGUCCAACGUGGUGGUGCUGAUCUGUUUUCUGUACAACACAGAGAUCCGGAAACAAGUGCCCGGUUUGUUCAUUCUGAAUUUGACCUUUUGCAACCUCCUUCUGACCUCGUCCAACAUGCCUCUGACUGUGGUAGGGCUCGUGAGCAAAGGACACCCCGGAGGGCAGGGCUUUUGCCAGUUCAUCGGAUUUUUGGACACUUUUCUGACCACCAACUCCAUGCUGAGCAUGGCAGCGCUGAGCAUCGACCGGUGGGUUGCCGUGGUGUUCCCACUCAGUUACCACUCCAGGAUUCGCCACCGUGACGCGGUGCUGGCCGUCACCUACGCGUGGGUCCACUCCUUGGCGUUCUCCAUCGUAGCGGCUUGCCUGUCCUGGGUGGGGUACCACCAGCCGUACGCCUCGUGCACGUUGUGCAACGUCAGGGCGAGCGCCGUGAAAACGGGGUUCGCGGUUUACACCCUCGCGCUUCACUCGCUCACGUUCUUGCUGGUUUUGGUGGUGCUGUGCGUCACGUACCUCAAAGUGCUCAAAGUGGCGCGGUUCCACUGCAAGCGCAUCGACGUCAUCACCAUGCAGACGCUCGUGCUGCUCGUGGACAUUCACCCGAGUGUACGGCAGCGGUGUCUGGAGGAGCAGAGGAAGAGGAGGCGCAGAGCCACGCGGAAAAUUAGCACCUUUAUCGGGACCUUCGUUGUUUGCUUCACUCCUUAUGUUCUCACCAGGGUGGUGGAGCUCUUUGUGGUUGUUCCAAUCAGUCCGUACUGGGGCGUGCUGUGCAAGACACUGGCGUACAGCAAGGCUGCCUGUGACCCCUUCGUCUACUCCCUCCUCCGGCACCAGUACCGCAAGACCUGUGGUGACAUCAUCAACCGCUUCCUGAAGCGAGGCUCACGCCACGUGUCAGGCCAUCGGCAGGAAAAUGGGAGGUCCAACAAGCCAGGGAAUUCUGGGAAGUCGCAGCAUGAUGAAAAACGCAAGAAAACUGGCAUGCGAGUGGAGAAGUGGAGAGUUAACUCCUGUGUGCUGUGUGAACUCAUGUUCACUCUCCAGUGUGACUCAGAGUGA
Messenger RNA from Electrophorus electricus (electric eel), 1267 nucleotides. The record is from RefSeq and is a predicted model, not a curated record. Lineage: Eukaryota; Metazoa; Chordata; Actinopteri; Gymnotiformes; Gymnotidae.